GAAACAUCUUUAUGCUCUCAGGAGCGCAUCUGGCAUUAUCGGAGUUAACUAAAUCCAACUUGUUAGGGCGUCUGCGGGCAGAAUACGGAAAGCGGGAGGGACAAACUGUCUCUAACGUUUGGAGUCUGGUUUCCAGGUUGGUGUUUUGUCGGGGUCUGGGAGGGGUGGUUGCCGGAGGUGAAAUCGGCUGGGCCAUGUCGGCCUUCGAGAAGCCUCAGAUCAUCGCCCAUAUCCAGAAGGGCCUCAACUACACGGUGUUUGACUGUAAGUGGGUGCCCUGCAGUGCCAAAUUUGUGACCAUGGGCAACUUCGCACGGGGCACCGGCGUCAUUCAGCUGUACGAGAUCCAGCACGGGGACCUGAAGCUGCUUCGUGAGAUUGAAAAGGCCAAACCCAUUAAAUGUGGAACAUUUGGUGCAGCGUCUUUACAGCAGCGAUAUUUAGCUACUGGAGAUUUUGGUGGAAACCUUCAUAUAUGGAAUUUGGAAGCUCCGGAGACUCCAGUGUAUUCUGUAAAGGGCCAUAAAGAAAUUAUAAAUACCAUAGAUGGUAUAGGUGGGCUAGGAAUCGGAGAAGGAGCACCUGAAAUUGUGACUGGCAGCCGAGAUGGAACUGUGAAGGUGUGGGACCCAAGGCAAAAACACGAUCCUGUUGCUAACAUGGAAGCUGUACAAGGAGAAAACAAGAGAGACUGCUGGACUGUGGCAUUUGGCAAUGCUUAUAAUCAAGAGGAACGUGUUGUUUGUGCUGGCUAUGACAAUGGGGAUAUCAAGCUGUUUGAUCUCAGAAAUAUGUCAUUACGGUGGGAGACAAACAUAAAAAAUGGGGUGUGUAGCUUGGAAUUUGACAGAAAAGACAUAAGUAUGAAUAAGUUAGUAGCCACAUCUCUGGAAGGAAAGUUUCAUGUUUUUGACAUGAGAACACAGCAUCCAACCAAAGGCUUUGCCUCUGUUUCAGAAAAGGCUCAUAAAUCUACUGUAUGGCAGGUCCGACACCUCCCACAGAACAGAGAGCUCUUUCUGACAGCUGGAGGCGCCGGCAGCCUUCACCUCUGGAAGUACGAGUACCCCAUUCAGCGGUCGAAGAAAGACUCCGAGGGAGUAGAGAUGGGAGUUGCAGGUUCUGUCAGCCUUCUGCAGAAUGUUACGUUGUCUACCCAGCCCAUUUCAAGUUUGGACUGGAGUCCAGAUAAAAGGGGUCUCUGCAUCUGUAGUUCAUUUGACCAAACAGUGAGAGUACUGAUUGUUACAAAACUCCAUAAAAUUUGAUCGAAGACUUUGGACUUGAAACCUUCCAGAGGAACACUCGUAGAAUUUAAGAUAUGUUCUGAGAUCCUGUAACCUUCAUUGAACAAAGUUGGAUUUGGCUGAUGAAAAAAGGCCCCAGAUGCAAACCUGCAGGCUAGCUUCCAGCUUCUCCUGGGGUGUGUUCGCUGACCUGACUGGACACUGGCUUGCCGCUAUGCAUGGGCACCACUGUCUCCAGGGCAGGCUCUUGUCCUCUUCCUGCCAUUUCUAAUACAAAGUCAAUAGUUGCUUAUAUUUAAAUAUGCUUCAAAUUCAUUCUUCAUCCCCAGAGUUCCAUGUUUUAUCUUUUACACUUGUGUUUUAGUGUUUAUAAUGUUGUAGUAGGAAUCACUUCAUUUGGCUUAAAAUAGUAUGCCUUGGAAAACUAUGUAUUAAACUUCAUAAGUACAUUUUGAGAGAUUUCAGUGUCAGUAAUUUUCUAUACAGAAUAUUAUUUUAUAAAACACCAAAAUGGCAGUGUUGGACUAGAUCUGGGUAACUGUUUUCAGCAAUUUCAUUUUUCGUAAAACAAAAUACUAUGAUUUACAAAGACCUCUUUUUUACUUAAAAGAGAGAAAUUGAAUUGGUGAGACUUUUGGUUAUUGAUUAUGGUAAGUGGUGGUGAGAUGUACAAGAAAGACUGUGGGGGGUUUGUAGUAUUUAUUGUCAAACCUUUUUAAUGUAUUUUGUGAAUAAACUUCUGUUUUUGAAAUCUAUGGAAGCUUUGAUUCUGUUAACAGUAGUAAUAAGGUCAACACCAUCACUUCAUUUUGCUUUAUAAAUGCUUAAUAAGUACCACUUAAUUCACUCUGUUUCUUUAAUGUCCACCAUAUCUUUAGCUUUAGAAGUAUUGACUUUAUCACACUUUCAUGAAACCUACUCUCCCCCCCACUUCCAUUCAAGAGAACAGAGCCACCUAAAACUUUCAUAAUAUGUAAAAUUUAUGUGAUUUCAGGGGCUCGUGGGGAUCACUUGUUUGGAAUAUUAAGUCCAGAAAAUUAACUUUUUUAGUUUCCAAAAUAUUUCAUAGAACAAUGCUGUGGACAUAAUUAUAAAAGUAAAAAU
Messenger RNA from Lemur catta (Ring-tailed lemur), 2351 nucleotides. It is a transcript of the gene DNAAF10, whose product is annotated as dynein axonemal assembly factor 10. Gene Ontology annotation, molecular function: ubiquitin binding. NCBI's taxonomy places the organism in Eukaryota, Metazoa, Chordata, Mammalia, Primates, Lemuridae. The record is from RefSeq and is a predicted model, not a curated record. Bases 12 to 1268 code for a protein of 418 amino acids. The transcript has 8 exons.